AUGUCGACUCCCGCCCCGAAACUUCAAGUAGUGGUCAACAAGCCCACGCCAUACACCUUCGACCUCGGUCUUCUGCUCGCCUCAGAUCCCAACCCAGUCCUCUUAACGACAUCCGAGAAGCUCGAGGAGGAUCUCGCGGCCACAGCAAGAGAUGGUGCACAAGCGCUACUGAACCAGUUGCUAAGCACAUGUCCAAUUGCCAGCACACCGAACGGAGUUCUACUAUCAUUACCAGAGAUCGAAACGAGACUGCCCCGAGAGAAGCCCCUCCCACCACCCAAAGAGCAAACCACCUGGGAGAAAUUCGCCCUCAAGAAAGGCAUCAAGUCCAAGACCGCCGAGCAGCGCAAGAAAAUGGUGUACGACGAAGCAACCGGGGAGUGGGUUCCCAAAUGGGGCUACAAGGGUGCGAAUAAGGCGGGCGAGAACGACUGGAUUGUGGAGGUGGAUGAGAAGAAGGAGAGGGAGAGGAAGGAGGGGACGGAGAGGCAGGGAGAUGGCAGGAGGGCGAGAGUCGAGAGGGUCAAGCGCGGGGAGAGGCUGCAGAGGAAGAAUGAGAGGAAGGAGAGGAUUAAGGGCCCGAAGUAA
Molecule: messenger RNA, 588 nt
Organism: Cadophora gregata
Lineage: Eukaryota; Fungi; Ascomycota; Leotiomycetes; Helotiales; Ploettnerulaceae
Gene: RRS1
Product: Rhodanese- sulfurtransferase
Exons: 2
Coding region: 1-588 (195 amino acids)
Biological process (GO): ribosomal large subunit biogenesis; ribosomal large subunit export from nucleus; ribosome biogenesis
Cellular component (GO): nucleus; preribosome, large subunit precursor; nucleolus
Molecular function (GO): protein binding
Source: RefSeq, a predicted model, not a curated record